Messenger RNA from Salarias fasciatus (jewelled blenny), 1042 nucleotides. RefSeq names its product transmembrane protein 100-like. The record is from RefSeq and is a predicted model, not a curated record. Gene Ontology annotation, biological process: cellular response to BMP stimulus. Gene Ontology annotation, cellular component: plasma membrane. The coding region runs from base 97 to 570 and encodes 157 amino acids. Lineage: Eukaryota; Metazoa; Chordata; Actinopteri; Blenniiformes; Blenniidae. The transcript is spliced from 2 exons.
CUGUUGGGAGCAGAGAGGAUGUGGAGCGAUGAGAGGAAUGACUGCAGCUGACUCUAGCUGCUCUGUGAUUGGCUGAUCACCGACACCAGAAUCCAAAUGGCUCAUCUGGUCCUCGCCAGUAAGGUCGCCAUGCCAGACGACCACCACGGCAAAGGCGGCGUCAGGAUCCCGACCGGCGUCUCCAAGAUGCCGUCGUCCGUCUCCGCCGACAAGCCGAGUCGCGACCGGCUCAGGAAGGACCAGCACGGCCUCGUGGUGACCCGCGUCCCCCACAUCAACGAGGUCCAGCUGACGGCGGCGACCGGCGGUGCGGAGAUGUCCUGCUACCGCUGCACGGUGCCGUUCGGCGUGGUGGUGCUCAUCACCGGCGUGGUGGUGACGGGCGUGGCCUACACCUUCAACUCGCACGGCUCGCCCAUCUCGGUGCUGGGCCUGGCGCUGCUGGGCGCCGGGCUGGCCCUGCUGGGCUCCAGCGCCCUCUGCUGGAGGCUGCGGCGCAGGAAGAAGAAGGACAAACGCAGGGAGAGUCAGACCGCCCUGCUGGCCAGUCAGGGGUACUGCGUGGCCUGAACAUGGAGGAAGGAAGGGGCGGAGGUAGGAAGCAGGAAGAAGGAGAAAGGAAGUACGAAGCUCAGACUUUUCACUGCAGGAUGAAGAAAACUCUCUUUAACACCAGUUUAACGGUUAGUCCUGAAGAAAGUGAUGGACAAACAUCCUGACUGAGGAUUGUGGAUUUUCUGACGGUUUCAGCUCUCGAUUUCUGUGGUUUAGCCACUUUUAUCAUUAGGAGCUAUUUCAAAGCUUUACUUUGACUAAGAAACAGCUGAGAAUCCGAGGGGGGUGGAUUUGUUGAAAUAUCAGAAAAACAUGAAUUCUAUCCAAAAUUUACAAUUUCAUGAAAGUUGUUGUUACACCCAUAAGCUGAGAACACAUGAUAAUUUUCAACUCAAAAAUAAUUAAAGGUGCUGUAGGCAGGAUUUUGCUAGUCAAUGCUAAUUUUUCUGUGUUUUCUUUGGAUUAAAUGUUAGAGUAUCCAUUGAUA